UCUUUCUUUUUUUACAACAAUGGUGCCGACUUCACAAAAACGGUUACAAGACAUUGGCGCCCAAAUGAGGAGAGGAAACUUUGUUUCUACGCCACAAAAAAAAAAAUGAUGUUCGAUUUCUUCUGGCACAGCAAAAUUUGUUUAUUUAUGCAAAAGAAGAGAUCUUGAUUUGUUUAGAGGAAGGACGAGGUUGCUGCUGCUAGCCUGCUACUAAGUUUUAAGCUUACUAUUUCUUCGCACGAUGGAAUAAUACGGGGUGGUUUUAUGUCUGCUAUCAAGUUUGAAUGAAGAGAGAUUAAAACGGGAAUUCAUUCACCUAUUUCAACUACCAUAUUAACAAUGCUGAUGGCGCUGUCCCAUAAAUUCGAGUAACCAAGCAGAUGACACUCACAUGACUUGGGAGCUGUGUUUCUCUCUCUGUUAUGCUUAAAGGUGCUAGAUGCUAGAUGUCAAAUUAAUUGCAUCUCACGCAUAAGCAGGUCAGCAAUCAAGGAGGAAAAUGAAGGCCUUCUCUGAUCAAGUAAACAAAGUAAAGCUUGGGGAGGAUGGUGUACCAUCAUUUCUUGCUAUUGAGGUAGAGAGUGGAAAGGAAGGGAAGGAUGGUAUGCCGUCAGUUGGUCCAGUGUAUAGGAAUCUACUGUCGAAGAAUGGAUUUCCACCAAUGGAUCCUGAGACUAGUACUGCGUGGGAUAUUUUCAGGAACUCUGUAGAGAAAUAUCCUGGAAAUAAGAUGCUUGGAAGGCGUGAGGUAAAAAAUGGGAAGCUAGGGCCUUAUGUGUGGAAAACUUAUAAAGAAGUCUAUGAGGAGGUUUUGCAAAUUGGUUCUGCAUUGCGGGCAUCUGGUGCUAAACCUGGUUCCUGCGUUGGAAUAUAUGGUUCAAACUGUCCUCAAUGGAUUGUGGCAAUGGAGGCAUGCAAUGCUCACAGUUUAAUUUGUGUUCCACUUUAUGAUAGCCUUGGGCCAGGGGCUGUCAAUUUCAUUAUAGAUCACGCAGAGAUAGAUUUUGUUUUUGUCCAAGAUAAGAAAGUGAAAGAAGUUCUGAGUCCUGAUUGCAGAGCAGCUCAACGACUCAAAUCAAUAAUCUGCUUUACUUCCUUCCCAAGUGAAGUGAAAGAUGAUCUUGGCAUCACUGGAAUGAAACCGUACUCCUGGAAUGAGUUCCUCGAGAUGGGAAAAGAAAAUCCAGUUGAACUUUCACCACCUCAGCCUUUCAGUGUAUGUACAAUAAUGUACACAAGUGGAACCAGUGGUAACCCAAAAGGUGUUGUUUUGACGCAUGAAACUAUUGCAAUCAAUGUGAAAGGAGUUGAUCUUUUUCUGGAACAAUUUGAAGACAAGAUGACGGUGGAUGAUGUCUAUCUUUCUUUUCUUCCUCUUGCUCAUAUUCUGGACCGCAUGAUCGAGGAAUAUUUUUUCCACAGAGGUGCUUCUAUUGGCUACUAUCAUGGGGAUAUUAAUGCGUUGAAGGAAGAUAUGAUGGAAUUGAAGCCCACUUUUUUUGCUGGUGUUCCACGAGUUUUUGAAAGAGUGCGUGAAGGAGCAAUGAAGAAAAUAGAAGAACUCAGUCCAAUAAAGAGGAAAAUCUUUGACAUUCUUUACAAAUACAAACUUGGUUGGAUGAGAUUAGGGUACAAACAGAAAUAUGCAUCUCCACUGGCAGACUUACUAGCAUUCAGGAAGGUUAAGGAUGGACUGGGUGGUCGAGUUCGACUAAUAAUAUCUGGUGGUGCCCCCUUGAGCUCUGAGGUGGAAGAAUUCUUGCGAGUUACUAGCUGUGCCUAUUUUACCCAAGGCUAUGGACUGACAGAGACAUGCGGGAUGACAACACUAGGCUUCCCAGAUGUAAUGCCAUUGUUUGGCAGUGUUGGUGUUCCGUUUGUAUAUUCUGACCUACGUCUUGAAGAAGUUCCAGAUAUGGGCUACAGUCCAUUUGGCAAUCCUCCACGUGGUGAGAUAUGUGCCAGAGGAAAGAGCAUAUUCUCAGGGUACCACAAAAAUCCUGAACUGACCAGGGAAUCCAUUAGAGAUGGGUGGUUUCAUACAGGGGAUAUAGGUGAGCUUCUGCCUAAUGGGGGCCUAAAGAUCAUUGAUAGAAAGAAGAAUAUUUUCAAACUCUCUCAAGGAGAGUAUGUUGCAGUUGAGUAUCUGGAGAAAAUCUAUAGUUUUGCUCCUAUUGUUGCAGAUAUAUGGGUGUAUGGAGACAGCUACAAGCCAAUGCUGGUAGCAGUGGUCAUACUGCAUGAAGAGAACACCCGGAAGUGGGCAGAGUUAAAUGGUCAUAAGGGUUCCUCCUCUGAACUAUGUUUGCUCGAUCAUCUGCGGAAUUAUGUUGUCCUUGAGCUAAAAACUGUAGCCGAGAAAAACCAGCUGCGAGGUUUUGAGUAUAUCAGAGGAGUUAUUUUGGAUUCAGUGCCAUUUGAAAUGCAAACAGAUUUGGUAACUCCUACGUUGAAGAAAAGAAGAGAUCGACUGCUUAAACAUUAUCAGGUAGAAAUCAAUAAUGUUUAUCGAAGUUUGACAGGAGAGAAAUGCUAGUCUUGUUUUUCUUCUUCUUCUAGAUGUAUCAUCUGGUUGAUAACUAGGAAUGUGCAGCAUAGUCAUGGCAGUAGCUGCCGCCGAGCAUAAAAUGAUAAUAUCCUUGUCCCAAUAAAUAAUGUGGGGAACACCACUUUGACUUGUUAUAGUUGGUACUUGCAGAAGAAAAUGCAAUCAGAAAGAAAUUUUAUGCAAAAUCGUGAAUAUUAGGCUC
Nelumbo nucifera (sacred lotus) is the source of this 2750-nucleotide messenger RNA. RefSeq names its product long chain acyl-CoA synthetase 1-like. Gene Ontology annotation, biological process: fatty acid metabolic process; wax biosynthetic process; cutin biosynthetic process. Gene Ontology annotation, cellular component: endoplasmic reticulum; membrane. Lineage: Eukaryota; Viridiplantae; Streptophyta; Magnoliopsida; Proteales; Nelumbonaceae. Gene Ontology annotation, molecular function: long-chain fatty acid-CoA ligase activity. The record is from RefSeq and is a predicted model, not a curated record.